Messenger RNA from Aspergillus homomorphus CBS 101889, 653 nucleotides. RefSeq names its product ACT domain-containing protein. The record is from RefSeq and is a predicted model, not a curated record. The transcript has a single exon. The coding region runs from base 93 to 515 and encodes 140 amino acids. Lineage: Eukaryota; Fungi; Ascomycota; Eurotiomycetes; Eurotiales; Aspergillaceae.
CACCAAUGAACUUUUGAAACGCCCCUGAAGUUUCUCUGCAGCAACAUCAACGACGACGUCACUUGUCCCACAAGAAAAUCGCGAUCAUCACGAUGGCCGUAGGCGAAACUGAUCUUAAAACUCUUCUCUCGACUCUGGAACCAAUCCUCCACGCAGAUUCAUUCGUCUUCCUCACUAUCCCCAACACAGCUGUCUCCCAGGUGCGCCCAGAUCUGCUUGCGCUACAGCCGCAACUUCUUUUUCAGGAAAGGGAAGGUACCACAAUUAUCAUUACUCGCGAACAAGCCGUGUCGCACGGCUUUACCGACUACGUGUUUCCCUGUCGCAUGAUCUCUCUUAGCGUGCAUUCGAGUCUGGAGGCAGUGGGGCUGAUCGCUGCCAUCAGCGCGCAGCUCAGAGAUGCAGGCGUUAGCGCCAAUGUGGUUAGCGGGUUCUAUCAUGAUCAUAUCUUCGUACCGGAGGGAAAGGAGGAGGUAGCAAUGCAGGCCAUUGAAGGGAUGGCACGGGGGAGCUGAUUUGAGUUGAUCUGACCAGCUUCGAUGGAAGAGAACGGGUACACAGAAAGGAGUUCUCUGUACUGUAUUUACAUAUGGACCAAUCCUUUAAGACUAUGGUUUGUGUAAAUAAUAACAAAGGAGAGGUUUGGCGAUAAG